Messenger RNA from Corylus avellana, 935 nucleotides. NCBI's taxonomy places the organism in Eukaryota, Viridiplantae, Streptophyta, Magnoliopsida, Fagales, Betulaceae. The record is from RefSeq and is a predicted model, not a curated record.
UCCUAACCUGCGCCCAAAAGUUGAAGAAGACAGCUUCUCAGUUGAAGUACCUGACCCAUUUUCCGCUACCGUGCGCUUCGAGGAGACUAUGCCACGUCCUUAUACAGCCAGAACCACCACAUCUGAUGGCCCACCACCGACACCUGUACAAUUUCCAGGAGGGUCGUCAUCGGGUUCCGGUGGGAGUCGGACGAAGAAAUAUCGGGGAGUACGGAGCCGGAAAGGUAAAUGGGUGUCCGAAAUACGCGAGCCAAGUAAAACUACGCGCAUUUGGCUCGGUACUUACCCGACUCCCGAGAUGGCUGCCGCCGCCUACGACGUGGCGGCGCUGGCCUUGAAAGGCCCCGGAACGCUCCUCAACCUUCCCAAUUCCAUUCUCUCGUUCCCGAUACCGGCGUCGACAUCGGCGACCGAUAUACAAGCUGCGGCGGCGAGUGCGGCGGAGGCUAUGGGACAGAGGCGCUCGGAAAAUGAGGUUUUGAGCUGUAGUAGCAGUUGGGUGGGCGAGGCGGAGUUCAUCGACGAGGAAGCGCUUCUGAACAUGCCGAAUUUUCUGGCUGACAUGGCGGAGGGAAUGCUCGUGAGCCCGCCGAGGAUGGAGUCGAAGUCGUCGGACGACUCAGAUGGAGAUGAGUUAUGGAGUUAUACAUGAGAUCUCAGUAGAGAGACAUGUAAUUAUUGUGAUAUAAUGUUUCACGAUGUAUAUAUGGAAAGGUUUGGGUGUUUUCCAUUACAUACUACUUGCUGUGUGGCUUUCCUAUAUAUUACGCCAUGGAUGAGCUCCUUCAUGCUGGGUUUUGUGAUGGUUUGGUGAUUUUGCUGCUUUGUUGGGGGUUGUGUUGUAUGUACAAAUGUCCUCACGUGGUACCGUACGUCUCUUCUAUCAUUGAAGUUCUAUGGUUUGGUAAAGGCUGAACUGGAUUGUCCCUUUUUUU